AUGCCAAACAUGGCUCGCACGUUCCUCAUAUGCUUGAUGAUCGUCCUCCUCGUUGCACCAUCCGUUUUCGCCCGCAAAUACCCCGAAGGAAUUGGCCACCAUAACCGAAAUGGCACGCGCACUGGAGGACACCACAAGGGCGGGCACCACAAGAGCGGUGAGGCCGGCACGUCCGGCCUAACCAGCAGCAAGGGGGUCACGGCGGGCAAAACCUGCAAAAGGUCGUCGCUGGGAUACAAGGCGGCCGUCGAUCCCACCGGAAAAGGGGGUGUUCCCCUUCCCCCCUUUUGCCCUCUGUCGCCUCUGCCGCUGCGGCCGACCUCGUUGGUCUUGGAUCGGUCGGUGCGGCGUCUGCCCCUAGCGGGAGACGCCGCUCUGGCAAGGGCAAGGGGGGCAAGGGCGCGGGUGGGGCUAGCGGGGGUGGUGGAGGUGGCGGUGGGGGCGGCGGGGGGAGUGGGGGUGGCGGUGGGAGCGGUGGCGGGGGUGGAGGUGGCGGUGGCAGCGGCGGAGGCGGAGGUGGCGGUGGCGGUAGCGGUGGGAGCGGAGGCGGCGGUGGCGGCGGAGGUGGAGGCGGCGGUGGUGGAGGAGGUGGAGCUGGUCGGGGUGGUACUUCUCAGCGGAGCGGCUCCGGGAGUGGCGUAG
Molecule: messenger RNA, 642 nt
Organism: Closterium sp. NIES-65
Lineage: Eukaryota; Viridiplantae; Streptophyta; Zygnematophyceae; Desmidiales; Closteriaceae
Source: the annotation of a GenBank genome assembly